AUGUAUGCAAAUGUGCAGAUGUUCAUGGGAAAGUUGCAGCAGCUGAUAUACUGCAACGAUAAUGAAUUGAUCAACAACCAAUCAAUUUUAUGUGAAAGGCCGCAAUUCCAACUUCUUUAUGAAGAGCUUGGCUCCAUGAUCCAAACCCUUUUCAACAAAGAAGACCAACAUCUACAGAACUUUGAAGAAAUGAGAAAACUGAAGAAAAGAUUCAAAGCUGCAGCUGAAGAGGCAGAAGAUAUCGUCGAUAUCUUUCUAUCCGCUGUCCACUGUAGAAACAACAGGUAUUCACCUAUAUCUAAUGUCUUUCAACCCUAUCUCCGCCUUGAGGUUGUUAUUCGAUCAAUCGAGUCUAUCAAGAUAGAGUUUAUGACCAUGAACAUCGAUAACAUGAAGAUGGACUCUUCUCUGAGAACUGACAGACUGCAUAUGCAAUCUUCUGGAACUUCCCGCGGUAGAAAUUCAAUCGGAUCGAAGAAAGUAAAGGAAGAAAUGGUUGUGGGGUUUGAUCGUGAUGCUGAGAUAAUACGGGACAAACUUGUUGAAGAUGGAAAGCAUCUGGAUGUGGUCUCUAUUGUUGGCAUGGGUGGAAUUGGUAAGUCAACCCUUGCUAACAAAGUGUUCACUGAUCCUUUUGUUGUUUAUCAUUUUCAUGUCCGUGGAUGGGCAACUGUGUCGCAGACAUAUGACAAACGUGAUCUACUGAUUCAAGUUCUUUCAUCCAUUGAUGAUCGGUUAGAGCUUGAGGAAGCAACAGACUCUCAACUUCAUCAAAUCUUGCACAGGAGCCUAUACUGUAAGAGAUACUUAAUUGUUAUUGAUGAUAUCUGGAGUACACAGACAUGGGAUAAGUUGAAGUUGUUUUUCCCUGACCAUAACAAUGGAAGUCGGAUUCUGCUUACUAGUCGCCUCACUGAAGUUGCUUGGCAUGCAAAAUCACAUGGACUUAUUCAUCAUUUACAACAUUUGACAGAAGAAGAAAGUUGGAAGUUGCUGUGUGAGAAGGUGUUCAAAGGAGAUGAAUGUCCCAAAUGGUUGAUAAAACCUGGAAAGCAAAUUACAAAAAACUGUCAUGGAUUGCCGCUUUCUGUGGUUAUAAUGGCAGGAGUUCUAGCAAAAGAACCAAGAAGAAAAGAUGUAUGGCUAAAAAUUUCUUACAGUGUUCAUUCGUACAUGGCUAGUGACGAGAAAGGAUGUCUGGAAACAAUAGCAUUAAGUUACCACCAUCUACCUCUUCACUUGAGAGACUGCUUUCUCUAUCUGGGAGGGUUUCCAGAAGACUACAAGAUCCAUUCACCAUGGUUGCUUUGGGUAUGGAUGGCUGAGGGAUUUAUACAAGAAGAUGGAAGUCGAAGCUUGGAGGAAAUUGCAAAGGGUUACCUGAUGGAUCUAGUUGACAGAAAUCUUCUAAUUGUACAAAAACGGUAUCUUUCUGGUGAUAUCAGACGCUGUAAAGUCCAUGAUCUUGUGAGGCAGUUAUCGGUGGAAAAGGGAAAAGAAGAAAGAUUCUUCCUAAAAAUAGAACCACCAUCUAAUGGUCUUUGUGAUAUCAUAAGAAAACAAAUCAACAAAUUGAGAAAUCAGAAUAAGGUAAUUACCACACGUAAGCAACGCCGUGUGGUCACAAAUCAAGAAAUCGACAUUAUGAGUUUAUCUCAUCCGCCCACCCCAAGAUUACUAGUUCACUUAAGGCACCUUGAAAUUUGGCUGCCAUCAUUCCCACAAUCAAUAUGCAAUUUAUGGAACCUUCAAACCCUCUUUGUUAGCACAAGUUCUAGUUCUAUGGUUUUACCUAGUAACAUAUCAAAUUUGGUGAAUCUAAGGCAUUUAACCUGUAACGCAGAACUUUAUCUUCCUUCUAUUGAAAAACCGAUGAAAUUGGAAGUUACUACGAAAGUGGUGUUAGGAGAUGGGGUAGAUAAUUUUCAAAAAUGUUUUCCCAGGAUCAAGAGACUUAUAUCUACUUUUUACUAUGGUGAGGAAAAUGACUUUGAAGUACUCCAUUACCUUCAAGUAUUGAUGUUAAUUGGGCCGGGCUACAGCAGAAGGAAUCACAUUAUUAGGUUCCCUGCAACACUGAAAGAACUUACACUUGUAAGGUGUGGUCUACUGUGGAGCGACAUGUCGAUCAUUCAAUCGUUACCUAAUCUUGAGAUUCUCAUACUAAAAGACAAUUGCUUUGAGGGAACCCUGUGGGAAACAGGUGAGGAGCCAUUUCAACAACUAAAAUUCUUGUGUCUUGAAGAGUUUAAUAUCAAAAAAUGGGAAUCCUCAAGUAUCAACUUUCCUUGUCUCAAAGAAUUACAUGUGAGGAAUUGUGUUGAUCUUGAAGAGAUACCCCUUGAGUUAGGGGAUAUCUCAACGCUUGAGUAUAUUUAUGUUUUUGACUGUGGUGCUUCUCUUCUUGUAUCUCUUCAAAAAAUACAACAGGAGCAAGAUGAUGUGGGAAACUAUGAAUUGGAAAUCAUAAUUGAUGGAAGGAAAAUGCCUUCUUGUGUACCCAAGCAUGAAGAUGAAUACAUUUUACUUGACACCAUGAAUGUUUAG
Molecule: messenger RNA, 2547 nt
Organism: Lactuca virosa
Lineage: Eukaryota; Viridiplantae; Streptophyta; Magnoliopsida; Asterales; Asteraceae
Source: the annotation of a GenBank genome assembly